Messenger RNA from Hipposideros armiger (great roundleaf bat), 2276 nucleotides. It is a transcript of the gene PCNP, whose product is annotated as PEST proteolytic signal containing nuclear protein. Gene Ontology annotation, biological process: protein ubiquitination; proteasome-mediated ubiquitin-dependent protein catabolic process. The record is from RefSeq and is a predicted model, not a curated record. Bases 46 to 582 code for a protein of 178 amino acids. The transcript is spliced from 5 exons. Lineage: Eukaryota; Metazoa; Chordata; Mammalia; Chiroptera; Hipposideridae. Gene Ontology annotation, cellular component: nucleus.
CCGUGACGUCCGUGGCGUGGCUGCAGGGAGGCCGCGGCAGGGAAGAUGGCGGACGGGAAGGCGGGAGAGGAGAAGCCUGAGAAGCCGCAGCGAGUUGGAGCCGCCGGAGGACCUGAAGAAGAAGCAGAAAAACCUGUGAAAACUAAGACUGUUUCUUCCAGUAAUGGAGGGGAAAGUUCCAGUCGCAGCGCUGAGAAGCGAUCAGCUGAAGAAGAAGCUGCAGACUUCCCAACAAAGCCUACAAAGAUCUCCAAGUUUGGAUUUGCCAUAGGUAGUCAGACGACAAAGAAAGCCUCAGCCAUAUCCAUCAAACUUGGAUCAAGUAAGCCUAAAGAAACUGUUCCAACUCUUGCUCCAAAAACCCUUUCAGUAGCAGCAGCUUUUAAUGAAGAUGAAGAUAGUGAACCAGAGGAAAUGCCUCCAGAAGCAAAGAUGAGAAUGAAGAAUAUUGGAAGGGAUACACCAACAUCAGCAGGACCAAACUCCUUCAAUAAAGGAAAACAUGGGUUUUCUGAUAACCAGAAGCUAUGGGAGCGGAAUAUAAAGUCUCAUCUUGGAAAUGUCCAUGACCAAGACAAUUAAAUGAUGUGUUUUGAAAUUGGGGUGUGGGGUGGGUGUAAAGUUAAAAGGAACAGUUUCCUUUUUAAAGAAUGGUAUAAGACUAUAUCUUUGGAGCCGCCUUUUUUUUUUUUAAGAUUGAGUGGUACACUAAUAAAUGAGAGUUUGAAAUUAGAGGUAAUUUAUGUUUUAUAUACAGAUUUCAGGACAUUUGCUAAUUUUGUAGUUUCAUGUGAUUAGUUUCCAAAGGUUACAGAUAAUUAAAAAAAAUCAGAAAUGGUACCUUUUUAAGAAUUGCAUAUUUUUUUAGACAACUAUUAGCACACUAAGACAGAAGCAAAAAGUUAUUGUCUGUUUAAACUGCAAGCAAUUACUGUCUACCUUAACUUCCUCAUUAACCUAAACUUUCUGGCUCCCAGGAACAGCCUUAUAGAGAAGGGAGUAUUGUGUUGGGAAGAAUAUGUUAUUGGACUUAUUGACUGAAAGUAAAUUAGAUAAAGAUACAAUAUUGCUUUUUUUCCUACUGGGCAUUUGUUUUGUUACAAGUCAUAAAUUAGAUAUUGCAUUGCUAUCAGUGGAUACAGAUGCUUAGCUCUUUAAAAAAGAAAAAAAAAACACUUUAAAAUUUUAUGUAAACUGUUAAGUAUUUGAAAUAGGCCACUUCACCUAACGGGUCUUGUCUACCUUCAUUAGUCUUCAAAGAACAACUAUUUGCUACCAAAGUAAAUCAGUAUUUUGAAUGUGCUUCUCUUGGUUUUUGUCAUAGUUAGUUCCUAUAAGCUUUGCCACCAGAACCUGAGGCAAGUCAUAAGGAAGCUGUUUCUUUUAAAAUACAAACCACCACCAAAAAUUUUAAAUGUACAUAGUACUUAAAUAUUUGGCUGUUUUUAUUUUUAAAAGAUAACAAACACCAAAAAAGUCAGCAUUGUAUGAAGAUGGAAAAUGAGAAAGAUGCACUUUCUGUAACUUUGUCAAAACUUUUAAGUUACUUGUGAAAUCCAAUUUGAUUUGAACUUACUAUAGGAAUUUUUAUUUAGUACAAUAAUAUGGUUUCAGUGUAUACAUAUUAACUAUGGCCUCUCAAAAGCACGUUUUAGGUACUGAAAAUAUAAGGAAAGAAAAUGCAUCUUGAAACAUUUUAUGGAAUCUUCGACCACUUUGUUAGAGCUGUGUGUUAUAGGGUUUUGUUUUGUUUUUUUUCUUUUUGUAUUUUUGUAUAUGAAUUCUUUUUUAAUGUGACAGUUAAACACAUCUUUAAAGGCACAGUCAUAGAUAAAAGAAAAAUGCUGUAUAAUCAUUUCCUUGAAAAUUACUGUUAUAUUUGCGGGCAGCUUCAGACUGUCUUAAUGGUGGUAACUAGGUAAUAACUCAGCUUUUUUAAUGGGUAAUAAGAGAAGCAGCCUGUAUAUAUUCCUAACACUUGUUCACAUGCAGUUACAGUUAGAGUAAGCCCCAAGUAUAAUAAAACAAUGGAAAUGUGAUGGGACUAUUAGCUCUUAUUACAUGAUUUAAUUAUAUCAAGAUACAUGAACUUAACUUGCUUUAAUGUAGGCAAACUUUUCAUUUUUGUCCCUUUUACUGUUUAUGUUGAAAUAACAUCCCUCUCCUACAUACUCUUCUUGACUCAACUGAAAUAUUAACAUAAGGUCAAGAUGGGAGAGAGAAACGACUGAGAUGAAUGUCUUUACUAAAGUAACCAAUAAAUUUGUCAAACUCAA